This is a messenger RNA of Arthroderma uncinatum, 1503 nucleotides long. RefSeq lists its product as uncharacterized. The record is from RefSeq and is a predicted model, not a curated record. Bases 1 to 1503 code for a protein of 500 amino acids. The transcript has 4 exons. Lineage: Eukaryota; Fungi; Ascomycota; Eurotiomycetes; Onygenales; Arthrodermataceae. Gene Ontology annotation, molecular function: protein binding.
AUGUUUUACAGGGGCGAUUUGCAGAGCGGGAUAGACCAGGCUGUCAGGGAGGUCAAGCAGGUUGUCUGCUUCAUCACAGGUCCGUAUUCCAACUACAUAGAUCCAUCUCCACAGCUUCUGACGCCACGGUUAGACAACGGGAGCCUCAGCUUGAUAUGGGAGAGAGACUAUCUCAGAGACGAACGGAUCGUACGGCUGAUAACCGCCAAUGCGGUGGCGUUACGACUGGUAGAGGGCUCGCAGGAGGCCGAGUUCCUCUCUACCUUCUGCCCCGUGAACGAGUCGCCUACGCUGGUCGUGAUUAAAAAUGGCAUCGUCCGCGAGUACAUAGCGGCAAGGACCGAGGAGCCCAUGUUUAAACGCCGAUUGAUAGCUGCCCUGGAAGACAAUAAGCCUCCAAGAAGGAUGCGGGAGGCACAGGCGCAGAGAGCCGCUGGCCAUGGAGGAAGCCCGGCCGUGUCUCCGACUACCGUCCCUGCUGCUCCUGCGGCUGCUGGAGCUCCUGUCCCUGCUGCCGCUGCUCGCUCCAUCCCGACUCCUCCAGCUCCGGCUCCGGCCCCAGCUAUACCAGCUACCCGCGUCACACCUGCUACGCCUCCGCCCGCUCCAGCUCCAGCUCCCUCGCCGUCAUACAACAUUAUAGAUCCACCACCAGAGGGUCGUAGCAAUGACCCACAAAGACGAGAGGACAUCCGGGAAGGUAAGCGACCUGCUGAACCAGAGGGCGAGAAGAAAGAUCAGGCGGAGUGGAAGGGUAAACAGCGAAGAAGGCACCAGAAAGAGCGGGAGGAGAGAGAACGGGUGUUGGAGCGGAUAAGACGUGACAAUGAAGAGCGGAAGGCGAAAGCGGAGAGACAGAAGGCUGCUGCAGCAGUGCAGAACGAGUCCUCACGCAAGUCAUCUACUCCUACACAAACUUAUCGUCUUCAGGUUCGCCUGUUCGACGGGAGCUCUAUAAGAAAUACCUUCCGGCCCGACCAGACCAUAGGAUCGGCUGUUCGGUCGUGGCUCGAUAGAGAGCGCUCCGACGGGGAUGCGCCAUAUACCUUGAAGCAUAUAUUGACGCCUCUUGAAAACAAGACAAUCUCGCUUUCGGAAGAAGAUCACACCCUACAAGAACUAGGCGUUGGUCCCACCGCUACUCUAGUCAUGGUCCCUAUAAAAACGUACACGGAGGCAUAUUCAGCCACAGACACGCCGCUACCAUACCGUGUUAUUUCAGGUGGCUAUAAUCUUGUUGCUGGCACUGUCAAUGCUGUAGCUGGAAUGGUAGGAUCUGUGCUGGGGAUUGGUCAGAACCCAGCUGCCGUUGGACGUGGUGCGUCUACGCCAGCCAACACAGCUACAGAGGAGCCAGCUCCGGCGAGUAGGCAAGGCACGAGAGGGUCAGCGCGCAACAAGAUACGGACACUGCAUGAUGCCAACUCUGAGAGGGAUGAACAGCAAUUCUAUAAUGGAAACCAGCUAAACUUUGAGCCUCGAAAAAAGGACGAUGAUAACUAA